Messenger RNA from Stylonychia lemnae, 1923 nucleotides. Lineage: Eukaryota; Ciliophora; Spirotrichea; Sporadotrichida; Oxytrichidae. The record is from the annotation of a GenBank genome assembly.
AUGCAAGGGUAAGAAGGAAUCUCUCAAAAUCUCAAAGAACUAAGUUAACAGGCUCAUGAAUUGAUGCUAUGGUUAGAUUGCGAUCGAGAGGGAGAAGCUAUCGCAUUUGAUCUCUUGGUUAGAAGAGCUCAUUUCUCAGCGUUGACCUAUGAAGAUACUUAAAAUGCAAUUAAAAAUUUGCAGACAGAAUAAGCCCUUUCAAAAACAGAAAUUUAGGAAAAGAUAUUAUAAAUUGAAGGUGAAAAUGCAAAAGUAGUAUCCGUCUCUAAAAAUCCUAAAUAUAAACCAAGACCAACUCCAUUGAACACUAUUGAAGCAUAGAAACUCAUAUCUAAUAAACUUGACAUGGCAUCUGAUAUAGCAAUGAUUAAGAUGGAAAGUCUUUAUUAAAAGGGACUAAUAAGUUACCCAAGAACAGAGACAAAUACUUAUCAUAGUUCAAUCAAUCUUAGAACCAUUGUUAAAGAGCUUAGUCAUAAUAAUAAAUAUAAUGAAUUUACUAGAUAAAUAUUGGAAUCUAAAAUGUGGGGCGGCCCAAGAAACGGAAACCUAGACGAUAAAGCGCAUCCUCCAAUUCAUCCAGUGAGACAUUACAAUCCUGAAAACUCUUAAUUUAAACUAGAUGCUCAAGAAGAGCAAGUUUAUGAUAUAAUCUGCAGACAUUUUCUAGCUUCUAUUUCAAAAGACGCAGUGGCUGAAGAAACUACUGUGAUUGUAUCACUAGAUAAUGAAACUUUUAAAGGAACUGGUCAAAUAGUAAAGUAGUCAAAUUAUUUAGAAAUAUACCACCUAGACUAAUGGGAGUCUGAUAAAUUCCCUGAAUUUCAAGAGGGACAAGCCCUUAAAAAAUUUUAGUUAGAGUUAAAAAGGAAUACUACAAAACCACCUUCAUAUUUAUCUGAAUCAGAUUUAAUUGAUAAAAUGGAUUAGCAUGGAAUAGGCACUGAUGCAACUAUUCAUGAACAUAUCAGGAAGAUUCAAGCAAGGGAAUAUGCUUAUAAGGUAAAGAAAUAUUUUAAGCCUACCACUUUAGGCCAGGCUUUAGUUCAAGCUUAUGAGAAAAUAGGUGUUGAGUUGUAUAAGCCUGACUUAAGAGCAGAUAUGGAGAAGAAAAUGAAACUUGUCUCAUUGGGAGAGUUGGAUAAAGAUACAUUUUUAAAGGAAACAAUGAAAUAAAUGGAAUAGGUAUACGAGAAGGUUGAAAAUCAAUAACCUCUAAUGAUUGAUUAAUUCACCUAAUCUUACAAACAUGCCUUUACAAGCAGAUAUUAUUAUGAUAAGAAGGAUCAAACUUUUAAGUUCAGGGGAGCUGAUGAUGAGUGCAAGAAAAAUGACAUGGUGAUGAGGCUAAGCAAUGAAGGUAAUCCAUUUAUUGCUUGCCUUGGAUUUCCUUAGUGCAGAAAUUGUUUCCCAUUACCUAAAGGUACAUCAAAUAUUGUUGCGACCAAUGAAAAAUGUUAAACAUGCGAAAGUUAAGGAAGAGAUUUCUAAAAAAUAAAGCUAUUUCUUAAUACCAAUAUGGUUACAGAUUAUAUUAAGCCGUACCUAACUCUUGAAAAAGAUUAAUAUAAUGGAGUUUUCUGUGCAUACUCAAAUAAGAAGGUCAAUAUAUUUUGCGAUUAAAAUUUCCAUACGGUUUACAAGUCUCUAAUUAAGAAAUACUCAUUUGAGUAAAAUAAGCUAGCAAAAUAAGAUAAUGAGGAGACCAGUUCAACUUCUCCUGAGAAAAAAUCUGCACUAAAAUUGAAACUCAGAUCACCAGCUGUUGUUAAGGCAGUGAAAUAAAUUGAAAAAGAGAUUAAAGUAGAAAAUAUAAAAAUUAAAAAAGAGAUUAAAGAAUGUCCAACAUGUGGAAAGAAAAGACAUACCAAGGAUAGCGAUUGCUCUGAAUAUUAGAAAAAGGAAACAAAGUCUAAAAAAUGA